Messenger RNA from Rhagoletis pomonella (apple maggot), 1515 nucleotides. RefSeq lists its product as uncharacterized. Gene Ontology annotation, molecular function: zinc ion binding; nucleic acid binding. The record is from RefSeq and is a predicted model, not a curated record. The transcript is spliced from 2 exons. The coding region runs from base 1 to 1515 and encodes 504 amino acids. Lineage: Eukaryota; Metazoa; Arthropoda; Insecta; Diptera; Tephritidae.
AUGGCAACGGGGGAGCAGAUUGCUGAUGGAUUUCUCAUAUACCUGAUCUCUCAAAAGCUCGAUACAAAAUCGCAAAUCAAAUGGGAAGAAGAUCUGCCAAUAAAUUCGCUUCCAACUUGGACAUCUAUGGCAACGUUCCUGGAGAAGAGGUGUCGCAUGCUAGAAAAUGUGGAGGCCACAGUACCAGCAGCAAGCAGCACUUCCGUGGCAGGCAAACGUUCACCUCACGGUAACAGCAGUUCUCGAAAGGCACUUGUAACAUCUUCAAGCUUAUGUUCGUUUUGUGGUUCCACUAGUCACUGGAUUUAUGGUUGUUCUCAAUUUGGAGACUUAUCACCCGCUUCGCGUUAUAAGGAAGCCAAGCGCCUACAGUUGUGUCUCAACUGUCUUCGCCAGGGCCACACAUUAAACAAAUGCAAAUCAGGACAUUGUCGGCAAUGCACAUCAAAACAUCAUUCAUUGCUACACAUGCAUAAAGGUGAGCAACCUACAUCGCUUCGUUCGGCCGACAACACAGGCGCUGGAACGGCACCAACGUCUUCGAUGAGAGUGCAGCAAGUAGCCACAGCUGCAUCCUCAGAAAACUUCGUCUUGCUGGCAACAGCAAUUAUACAUAUCAAAAAUCGUACAGGGUGUUACGUUCCCUGUCGCGCACUGCUCGACUCCGCCUCUCAGGUAAACUUUGUUACAUGGCGCCUGGUAAAUCAAUUAAAAUUAGAAACGAAAAAGAUAAGCACUUCCAUAUCUGGUAUUGGUGCAUCCAAUUUCGUCGCUGACAGGGCAGUUGACAUUUUCGCAAGGGCACGUAGUGAUGACUACACUUUCCCCUUUGAAGCUAUCGUUGCCAACACCAUCACCGAUCACCAGCCGAACUUCGACCUAAACAUCGAUUCGUGGAACAUUCCGCCGAAUGCCAAACUCGCAGAUCCGCUAUUCUAUAAAUCGCAACGAGUUGAUGUCUUGCUGGGAGCAUCAAUAUUCUUCGAGUUAAUGUGCGUUGGCCAAAUUAAGUUAGCCAAGAACCUUCCAAUCUUACAGAAGACCAGAUUAGGAUGGGUCGCUUCUGGUGGAGGACUACAUUUCCACAAAUCAUCGGCUUUAGUUGCAGUUCGUUUUCAUGCAGAAGAAAAGGAAGCUAGUCUCGAUGACCUUGUCAAGCAAUUCUGGGAAGUCGAGAGCUGCUCAGUUCUGCCCACUCAAUCGCAGGAAGAAAUUAAUUGUGAACUUCACUUUCAACAAAAUUAUAUUCGGCUUGUUUCUGGUGAGUAUGCUGUACGACUACCGUUAAAUCAAAACGCUACUAAUCUUGGCGAUUCAUAUACACAAGCCAAGCAACGGUUUUUAAGUUUAGAAAGAAAGCUGCAGCAGAAGCCCGGCAUUAAAGCUCAGUACUCAUCAUUCAUGGAUGAAUAUGCUGAGCUGAAACACAUGUCACCUGUAAGGCUGACAGCACAACAACGAAAUUGCGAGUCGUGUUCGAUGGCUCCGCAAAAUCAGCCAGUGGAUAUUCGUUAA